Molecule: messenger RNA, 1959 nt
Organism: Armigeres subalbatus
Lineage: Eukaryota; Metazoa; Arthropoda; Insecta; Diptera; Culicidae
Exons: 2
Coding region: 1-1959 (652 amino acids)
Source: RefSeq, a predicted model, not a curated record
AUGACUUUCGGAGCGUGUUGCUCGCCCAGCCGCGCACAAUUCGUCAAAAAUAUAAAUGCGGAACGGUUCACAGAAAAGUAUCCAAAAGCGGUUGACACCAUCAUCAAACGUCACUAUGUGGAUGACAUGUUAGUGAGCGUGGAGACGGAAGAGGAAGCUAUUCUUUUAGCGCAUCAAGUAAAAUACGUACACUCUCAUGGCGGGUUUGAAAUCCGUAACUGGAUAAGCAACUCCCCGGCAGUACUGCAAUCACUCGGAGAAAUUGACACGAAGACGAAGAAUCUAGACGUUUCAGCUGAACUAGCUACGGAGAAAGUAUUGGGACUAUGGUGGUGCACUCAAAAAGACACGUUUACGUUCAAAAUAGGAUGGACCCGUUAUGACGAAGCGCUGUUGACUGGAAGACGACGACCCUCGAAGCGCGAAGUGUUGAAAGUGCUCAUGACAAUUUUUGACCCCCUCGGUAUGAUUGCUCACUUCCUUAUCUUUUUGAAGGUUUUAUUGCAAGAAAUUUGGCGAUCUGGUAUUCAAUGGGAUGAAGAAAUCAAUGACGUUCUAUUUUUCAAAUGGCAAACUUGGCUACAAGUGCUACCAGAAGUCGAAAGCGUUCAAAUACCUCGAUGCUACAAUGCUCAAAAAUCUCCAAACAGUGACGUAGAACUGCACACAUUCGUUGACGCUAGUGAGAACGCAUUUGCUGCCGUGUCAUAUCUUCGUUUCAAUGAUAGUGAUGCAGUUGAAUGUGUAAUUGUUGCGGCAAAAACACGAGUAGCUCCACUGAAAUUCCAGUCUAUACCUAGGCUUGAGCUACAAGCUGCAGUUCUAGGAGCACGAUUGGCGCAGACCAUACUGGAAUCCCUAUCCUUUGGAGUAGCACGCCGUUGCUUUUGGAGUGAUUCCCGAGACGUAUUGUGUUGGAUCAAUUCGGAUCACCGUCGCUUUACACAAUUUGUAGCCCACCGUGUUAGUGAACUACUCGAUACCACGGAGGCAAGGGAGUGGCGCUGGGUGCCAACGAAAGACAACGUCGCAGAUGAUGCCACCAAAUGGCAGGGACGACCUGAUCUGACCGUUGGUAGUAGAUGGUUUACUGGACCUAGAUUUUUAAGGCAGCCCGAAGCGGAGUGGCCGCAACAAACUCAAGUCCACAAAGCAACACGAGAGGAGCUGCGUACCCAUCUGGUUGCCCAUAUCUCACCGGUAUCACCAGCAAUUCCUAUCACAGACUACUCUAACUGGAGACGACUAAUCAAAGUAAUCGGCUUCAUACUUCGUUUUCCGGACAACUGUCGACGCCGGAUUCAGGGUCAAGCUAUCACCAAUGGUCCAUUACGUACAGAGGAAUUACGCGCAGCCGAAAAUAGUGUCUUUCGGUUAGUUCAACGAGAGUCCUACGCUGCGGAAAUUUCUAUCCUAACCCAAGGCAAGCAGAUCCCACAAAACAGUCAACUUUACAAAUCAACCCCGUUUCUGGACGACGACGGAGUACUGCGGAUGCGAGGCCGCACUUCCGGCUGUGCGUUCAUAAGCGAAGAAGCAAAAAAUCCAAUAAUCCUACCCCGUGAUCAUCAUGUUACCACUUUAAUCAUAGCACAUUAUCAUGCCAAAUACCACCACCUCAACCAAGAAACUGUAGUAAACGAAUUACGCCAGAAAUAUGUAAUCUCACGAAUCCGUGUAUGCUGUGCCAAGGUGAGAAGGAAUUGUCAGCGCUGCAAAAACCAUCGAGCUAAACCCUGUCCUCCAAUAAUGGCAGACCUGCCUGCCGCAAGUCGGGAGUUCGGUACCCUUAGCGGUGGUGCUGCUGUUGCUGUCGUUGCUGGUCAGUUAAAAUUCGCUUUCAUUAACCCCGCUCGGGAAGCUAAAAUUGUUAUUACUCAACCCGGAGCAGCUGUUUCUGCCGUUACAGAUACAAACGGCAGCGCGAAUCCGGCCAAAAGCGCAGACAGCCGGCCGUAA